Messenger RNA from Eublepharis macularius, 4411 nucleotides. RefSeq names its product protein kinase cAMP-dependent type I regulatory subunit beta (gene PRKAR1B). The coding region runs from base 217 to 1362 and encodes 381 amino acids. The record is from RefSeq and is a predicted model, not a curated record. Gene Ontology annotation, molecular function: cAMP-dependent protein kinase regulator activity. NCBI's taxonomy places the organism in Eukaryota, Metazoa, Chordata, Lepidosauria, Squamata, Eublepharidae. The transcript has 11 exons. Gene Ontology annotation, biological process: regulation of protein phosphorylation. Gene Ontology annotation, cellular component: cAMP-dependent protein kinase complex.
GUGCAAGGAAAACAUCGUUGGGGAAGGCGGAUCAGUCUGUAAGGAUCGGAGCUACAGCAAGAGGGGGUGGAAAGGGGGAGAGGCGACCCAGCAGCAGCAGCAGGCGCUGGGAGAGAAAAGAGGAGGCGGCAUCGUUGCAGAAUAACAGGAGGUGAAGAAGAGGUUCCUGCUGCUUUCCUGUGAUCCUGCAAGCCAGGGUCAUCGACGAGUGUCAAGAUGGCCACUUCAUCCUCUUGCAAUGUGGAAGAGGAUGAGAGUCUGAAGGGUUGUGAACUGUACGUUCAGAAGCAUAACAUCCAGCAGAUUCUCAAAGAGUGCAUUGUCAACCUCUGUAUAGCCAAGCCCGACCGGCCUAUGAAAUUCUUACGAGAACAUUUUGAGAAACUGGAAAAGGAAGAAGGCAAACAGAUUCAGGCUUGGCAGAAAUCUGGUUCUCAGGCAGAGUCUCAUGAUGACGAGAUAUCUCCUCCACCUCCAAAUCCAGUGGUCAAAGUACGGCGUAGACGAGGAGGCGUCAGCGCUGAGGUGUAUACCGAAGAAGAUGCUGUUUCUUAUGUUAGAAAGGUGAUACCAAAGGACUAUAAGACCAUGACUGCCCUAGCAAAGGCCAUCUCCAAGAAUGUUCUGUUUGCCCAUCUUGAUGAUAAUGAGAGAAGUGACAUCUUUGAUGCCAUGUUCCCUGUGACGCACAUUGCUGGGGAGACGGUCAUACAGCAAGGUGACGAAGGAGACAAUUUUUAUGUGAUUGACCAAGGAGAAGUGGAUGUGUAUGUCAAUGGAGAUUUGGUUACCAACAUCAGUGAAGGAGGUAGCUUUGGGGAACUGGCGCUCAUCUAUGGGACUCCAAGGGCUGCGACUGUCAAAGCUAAGACAGACCUCAAGCUUUGGGGCAUCGACCGGGACAGCUACAGACGCAUUUUAAUGGGAAGUACAUUAAGAAAACGGAAGAUGUAUGAAGAAUUCCUCAGCAAGGUCUCCAUUUUGGAAUCACUGGACAAAUGGGAACGAUUGACCGUCGCAGAUGCCCUAGAACCGGUACAGUUUGAAGAUGGAGAAAAAAUCGUGGUGCAAGGUGAACCUGGAGAUGACUUUUUCAUCAUCACGGAGGGUACGGCAUCUGUCCUUCAGCGUAGGUCUGCUAAUGAGGAGUAUGUUGAAGUUGGGCGGCUUGGACCAUCGGAUUAUUUCGGUGAGAUCGCCCUUUUGCUCAACCGGCCCCGGGCUGCAACCGUUGUGGCGCGUGGGCCCCUGAAGUGCGUCAAACUGGACCGCCCGCGCUUUGAACGAGUACUUGGCCCGUGUUCGGAAAUCCUCAAGAGGAACAUCCAGAGAUACAACAGUUUCAUUUCCCUCACUGUUUAAGUUCUUUCUGUUUGGGGUUUGCUGCCUUCACGUUAAAACUCGUGCACUUAAAAAAAAAUUGACCCGUGCCGUUCCAUAGCUUUAUGAAGAAAGCAGGAUGUAUUGCAUUUUAUGUAUUUUACUUUGUUUUAAAUGUUCAUGUCACUGGAUGUCCAAUUUUUUUGUCUCAUUAAAGAGGGCAGGCAGCGGAGAUCUGGAUGCGUGUGGCUUUGGGGAGCCAUUUGGAGUUCUCAAUUUAAAUUGCAUUCCAGUUGGUCAUUGUCACCAGAGCCCCAAAAUAUUGUCCAUUAAAAAGAUAAAUAAAGGCCACAUAGGUACCUCUUUCUGCAUUUAUUUGAGCUAGUUUUGCUAAAAAGCCGGCAACUAGUUUGUCAUCCUGUUAUAAAAAGUAUAGUCUUAAAUAUUCAAGGUCUCACGUUACAAAAGACCCCCCUUAAUAUUUAAUUGGGAAUUUGUUCAUGAAGAGGGCCACAAUACAGCAGAAAUUAUGUCACACAACUCCAGUGUACUCAAUAAGGUGGAGGUAUAUUCUUCUUGAACACGACCGGUAUUUAAAACCAAUGAUCACAAAAUGCAAGGGGAAACCUAUGCCCGGAGCAUCCAUCCGUGUGAAGAGGUAUCUGUUGGUUUGUUUCCACUUUGCUUUGGGGCUGUUAAUGACAUGUGCUUGGGUAGGUACCAGCACAUGGCAGAAACCGUUUUCUCCAUGUCAUAAUCUUUUCUCCAUGAUGUCCUGCCUCAAGGGUACCAUCGCUCACAUCUGGGUCCAGUGUUUGACAUGAGAGUAACCCAGUGGUGAGACUCCCUUUGACGUCAGUCAGCAUGGGACACCUUUGUCAGACUUGGAUCCGAUACAUGAUGAUGUCAUGCAGAGAGCAACAGGAUUUCCAAAUUUCUAAACUGGGCCGGGAGGGGUUUGUGUGUGUUGUUUCCCAUAUUUCUAAAUAAAACAGGAGACCAAACUAAUAAAAUAUAUUCUCGCACAGGCUUUCAUGAGUCAGAGCUCAUGUCAUGAGAACCAGUGCAGUGUAGUGGUUAGAGUGUUGGACUAGGGUCUGGAAACUCAGGUUUGAAUCCCCACUCUGCCAUGGAAGCACAUUGGGUGAUCAUGGGCCAGUCACACACUCUCAGCCUAGCCAACCUUGCAGGGCUGUUGCAUGGGGGGAAACUGGAGGAGCGGAGAAUGAUAUUAACUGCUUUGGGUCACCAUUGGGGAGAAAAGCAGGAUAUAAACGAAGUAAAAUUUAAAAAUGAACAAGAUCACUAGAUGCAUUGAAGUGGAAGUCCGUUAUGUAGAUGCUUUUAUAUUCACGACAAGUGGCCCUUAUCCACUCUUUUUUACGGGAUCUUGUUUUAAACUGGCCUCUCUUUUGUAACGUCUCUCCUUCUACCAUUCUGUUGUGGCUAUAAAAGACACCCAUACUGUGCCUGUCUUUUUUUUUUAAGUAGGGAAAAUCCAGUUGACUGUAUUGUGCCAGGUUUUCUUCUUGUAUGGAAAAAAUACACUCGACCUUUUUUGACCUUUUUCCAGUAAGGAAAAAGACAGGCCUAAUAAGAGUGGCUCUUUUUUCCCUACCAAAGCUAAAAGCAACCCGGGGAGGAGCAGUGUUGCUCAGGGAAAUGGCACCAAAGGGAAAUUAAAGUCUCCCUUCUCUAGCACCGGGUCCAUGUAAUUCAGCCCUCGCUGAUAUCCUGUCAGUACGGUAUCUUUUACUUGGAAGAAGAGUUUCUGAUUUGUUCCCAUGCAUUUUUAUUGAUUGCUGUAAUCUAUAUUUAUUGUGCUUAUUUAUAAUCUCUGACACUGUUUUUUGCAUGUGUAGAAAAUGUGGAAAAUAAGAUGCCGUGUGACAUGACUGGUGAUUAAAGAGCAUCAUCUUAAAAAAGAUUUUGAGAAAGCGAAUAUAUGCUGUAAUGAUCAUAUAAAAGUCAUUUCCUGUGAUGUGUUAUGUUAUUUUGUUCUGUGUACAUUUUUUUUUAAAAAAGGAAAACUUUUUUUAACAAAAAGGUAAUGUUUUAUCACUCCUUUUGCUGAGCUUAUUGCAUUUCUGUGGUAAAAAAAAAUAUGAAACGGGUGUAAUAUACAGAAAACUUCUGAUCACUGUUGCAUUCUAGGCAGUAUCAGACACCCAGUGUGGAAGUUUGCAGAAGAAUGGGUACAAUUGAACAAAAGUUGUAUCCCAUUGAAUUGGACAGGGAUUAAGGCCAGAUGAGGCACUGUGAGAGCUCCCCCUCUCUUGUAAAUCUUACGCAAGUAAUUUGUGACGUUACAUCUUUGCAUUGCGCAGCCUUGCCUCAGGUCAUGCAUUGGCAGAGGGAAGUGCUCUUCAAAAUGGAUGCUAUGAAGCAAGGGAGAGAAGAGAUGAAGAAUGGCAGCUCCUCCAGAUCACUUGUAGCGUUGGCCCUAAAGCAGUCUUGUAAAGAGCCACUUGCUUGGUCACUUAUAGUAAUGAAGACUCGCCUCUAGACAACCAGGCAGGAAAAUUUUUAGAUACUGAAAUGGAAUGUGGCUCUUCUCCCCCCCCCCCCGCCCCCGCAAUGCCCCCUCUGCAUUAAAAUCAACAAACGAUUCCUGGAUGUGCAAAAAACCCACAAAAGAUGGGGGAAGUAUUUUGUUCCUGAUCUGUUUCAAGGUCUGAUGGUUUUACUCUCCACACAUCAGGAAUAAAAGAAUGUUUAACUCUUAAUACUUGCUACAUAUUCUCUAACAUGUUUAGGGGAAGAGGGGCAGCCUGCAGCUAUUUCAAUCAGAAAAGCUAAUAUUGUGUGGAAUAGUAACUUUGGUGUCCAUCUUUAAAAGGCUGAACUGACGAAGACAAAUAGGUAAGUAUUAUUGGUUUCAGGGGGGCUUUAGAGUACCCUUAUUUAUUUAUUUUUUGCUAUAUUGCACCCAUUAUUUUCAAAGAAAUCUGACUUUUGGCCAAAACCAAAUGUCCAUAAUUGUCGUAAAUGUUCCAAAGAAAAGCAAAACCAUUGACCGCUGGAGUUCAUUCAGUGUAACCAAGACAAGCAAUGCUCUUCUGUUGUACUUUCAAGACAACUGAUCAGGACA